Messenger RNA from Loa loa (African eye worm), 643 nucleotides. RefSeq lists its product as hypothetical. The transcript has a single exon. Lineage: Eukaryota; Metazoa; Nematoda; Chromadorea; Rhabditida; Onchocercidae. The record is from RefSeq and is a predicted model, not a curated record. The coding region runs from base 262 to 621 and encodes 119 amino acids.
AUUUAUGUCAUUGAAAAUGAGGCAAUCUUAAUACGCUUUCGGACAAAACGCACAAACACCGAUGAAAAGUCCUGAAAAAUAAAAUAAAUUUAAUGAGUGCAUACACAUACACACAUACACACAUACAUACAUACACACGUACAUAUACAUACAUACAGACAUGGAGACAGACAGGUGCAUACAUAAGCACUACAUACACGACAGACGGAUAGACAGACAGACAGACAAACACAUACAGAGUUCGAGUUUCAUCGAUAAUUUAUGAACGCACCGCAAGCACACAUCGCCAAUGAUAUGGAACAAAAAUCGAUAUGCGAAACGCUGCCCGCAAAAAGGUUUGACGCGUCAUCACGUGUUUGUCUGUGUAUGUGCAUGUAUGUGUGUGUGUAUGUAUAUAUGUCUAUUUAUGUAUGUCACGCAUAUGCGUGUGUGUAUGUAUGUAUGUGCAUAGAUGCAUGUAUAUGUUUGUCAUGUAAUGCAUGCAUGCUAUUGCAAGCUUUAGCUUUCCGUCACAAUUUACUCUCUAAGGAAAAAUGGAACAGCCCCAAAAACUUUACACGCUGGCAAGUGUGUGUGUAUGUGUGUGUCUGUGUGUCACUAGUUCCGUCCCAUACCUGCUGAUGACGAAUGUGCUACAUAUUAU